CAUCAUGGCGUGUGUGCUGGUAGGCCUGCGUGUUUGCUUCCACAAUUUCAUCCUUUUUUCCUCGUUUCCUUCUAUUUUGGAGCGGUGUGAUAGCCAUGAGGGACCGGCGCCUCCUCUUCGCCUCGUCUGCGUCACCGCCAGGAGGCAUGCUGGUUCCUGAUGCGAUCGCCACACGUGAACGCCGCUGACACCUGGCGCGGACAGGUAUGAGGGAGGCAAGGUUGUUUUAGUGGAGUGCGAGGGGAGCGCCGCCCCCGACACGUGUCCCCCAGGCCAUGGUGCCCGAGCAAGACCCCCUCCUUGCCACGCACCCCAACAGCAUGUCCAAGGAGGCCGAGGUGCCGCCCGAGCAGGUAGAGCCAGUCGACCUCAGCGUCAAAACCAAGGACGACCAAGCAGCCGAUCCCCAGCCCAGCCCUGGCCAUGUCAAGCCAGUCUCCAGGGUGGCCGGGGCGCCAGUGACCCACGGCCACCAGCCGGGGCCUCAGGGCUCUUCCCUGCGGCUGCCGAGGUUCGGGCCCCACCCGGACCCCUCGCGACCACCCUCAGGGCCCCUGGGCUUCACCCCCGUUAGACUCCCGGUGGAUAAGACACGACGACCGCCGGGUAACGACCAGCGCGCUGUCAGCUUGUUGCUGACUGAGCAAGGGCCCAAGGUAUCUGCCGAGCGUCGGCCCACCGAGCAGCAGCAGCAGCAGCAGCAGCAGCAGCAGCAUUCCCCUGGCAGCGCGCUCAGCGUGUCCAUUGUGGGGUCCCUUGCCGCUGCCCAAGCAGAGGCAGAGAGCGGCUCCAGCGACCGCGUGCCUCGGGUGAGCGAGAGUAACGGCCACAAGCACUUGGAGCACCCGCCCUUCAAGUACUCGGAGGGCGCCUCUCCCCCCUUGUCCAUCAGGCAGGUGUCCCGCUACACCUCCAGCGCCUCGGAGACCGGCGCAGUGUCCAAGCCCUCGCAAACCCUUGCAGUGACGCUCUCCGCCACGCACUCCACCUCCUCCUCCUCCUCCAAAUCUUUGCCUCAGAGCCUAACGGUGGAGCCGCGCUCCGUGUCCGUGACUUCCAGCUGCGGCGUGCCCAGGACCAGGUCCCCCACCCUCUCCCCGGACCACAGCGGCCUGUCCGCCCUUGACCUGCCCGCCCUGCACAUGGGCCUGCCGCUCCACACCUCCAGCUUCUGCAUGAGUCCCGACCAGGUGGUGGGCGCCAGCGGCUCGCCACUCAGGCCCAGCGACCCCGCCUUCCUGCUGCAUAUGUCCAGGUUCCCGGGCUCCCUCCCCCUGCCCCUCGGCCUCGACCUCACCCUCAAGUCUGAGCUGGGCAAGAGUCCCAUGGACACCCUCAACAUGAGCCUGGAGAGUUCCUUCCACAACGGCACCACCUCGCCCUUCCUCUCCCUGCAGAGGAUACGAGAAGCGUCCCUAGCCCUUUACGGGAAGAGAUCGCUGAGUGAGAGUCCCUCGCCGCCUCCCCUGGCCGGCACCCGCCUCUCUUCACCGCCCCACACCACCGCCCUUACCUCCUCCACCAUCUCCUCCUCGUCCUCUUCCUCGUCCUCUCCUUCGUCGCCCCCUGCAGGCGCUCGUCCCCCUGGCCGUCCCCCUCCCCCGUCCGCUGACUACCCGGAGGUCCUCAGGAGGCGGAAGGCUCACCGCUGCGAUUUUGAAGGCUGUGAAAAAGUGUACACUAAGAGUUCACACUUGAAGGCACACAAACGUACACACACAGGAGAGAAGCCGUACCAGUGCACGUGGGACGGCUGCAAGUGGAGGUUCGCACGGUCGGACGAGCUGACGCGCCACUACCGCAAACACACGGGCCAGAAGCCCUUCAAGUGCCAGCUGUGUCAGCGGUCCUUCUCGCGGUCAGACCACCUCUCGCUGCACAUGAAGCGGCACUGAGGGCGCGGAGCCGCUAGGGAUGAAGGAGACUCCGCUGACGAGAUGCCUCCCUCUCCCGCGCAGAGCGAGCCUUCUCCACCUGUGAUAACUGUGCAUUUGUUGGUGAGACGAGCGGAACGAGGGAUUGCCUCAGUCACUAGGUCGCACCCCGCGGCCACCGUCCUCCUGGCCGAGGCGCGCUUGCCCCGGAGCCUUCGGAAGGUACGAGUGAAGGAUGUGUAUUCGAUCUCACGCGUUUUAAUUAUUUAAAUUUUAUCAAGAAUGUUUGCAACAUUGAGCAGCCUCCUGUCAGUAUUACCAACGCCGCAAGGGUCGUCCCUCCUAUCCCCCCACUAAUGGCGGCUUCGGGGCUGCGGGCGGGUCAGCAGGUGACAGUGAAGCAGCGCCCCCCGCUCCCCUCCCGCCCCUACUAUUGCUGCGACAUCGAGAUGAGGAAACACUUACACUGGAGAGAAUGGCACCAGAUGAGCAUGUUUACUCUGAAUUAGAACGUGCAUUUCUAUUUCCUGGAAGCCGCGAGGCUCAGCUUCCCCGCGGCUAGCGGCACCACGCGCCGGAAGUCUGUGUGACAGGCGGGCGGCGGGGCGACGCCGGAGCAGCAACAAUGGUGCUACUGCAGAGACGCGUCGUUGUGCAGCGUGUUCCCGAGGUCUGAGGGCCCAUGGGCCUCCUAGGCCUGCAAGAUUAUAUUUUCUGUAGCACAUUCUAUCUGGAUAUAUUUUUUAUACUGCCAUACAUGUACAUGUUUCUUGUGGUUGUCUGUGAUCUUGUCUGGAUGUAGGCUAAGCGCUUCUGUUGUUAUUGUUUCGAUGUUUUGCGUGUUUGUUUGUGAUGAUUUUUUUUCUUGUGUGACUCGCGGUGUUGGACGAUCGUAAGUCCAUCCUGAGAGGCAGACAUGCCCUCCUCUGUGCGUCUGUUCCUGUUCGUUCACCUCUACACUCAGCACUCAGCCUCACCACUGGUCAAGGAUUCUCUCUGAACCCGCGUCGAAGGAGGAGCUGCCUGGCGGCGCCACGCCCUCCCUUACUACAUAUCACCUCUCCGACACUCGCCAGAUGGUUGCAUUGCGCGGCGAGUGUUGUGGUCAUCCUGUCUCCGUCCCGUAGUCGUAGUGGGAGUGAGGAGUGACCGCCGCCUAGAGGGUCGCCGCGGCGGGUCACGGUCAGCCCGGCGCCUCGGCACCAGCAGCCUGUGCCGGGAAUUAAUCAUCUUGUCCGUGGGUUUACCUGACGACCCGCUGUGAUGAUGCAACUCCCUGCUGGGACUGCGUGGCCACGACCCCUCCCUCCCCCGUCCCCCGGAGCCCCCAGUCCCCUAGGCCUCCAUCAAGGACUAAGUCGCUCUUUCUAUCACAGUCUUCCAUUAUCACGAAGUACAAAUAACUUUUCUCUCCUUGUAAAUAGGUGGCUUUCCUUUCUCUCUCCUUCUCGGGAAGAUAACUACGUAGAUAACUAUUUAAAAGUAGUUGAAGUCGACUAAGAGCAAGCCACGCGCCGCUACCCUCGAGCCGCUAAGGACUCGCCGGGUUCUUAGCAGGAGUUUGUAUUCCAGGCGGCGUCCGUCCCUCUGAGACUCUGAGGUGAAGGUCACGUUGGGAAUAGUUGACCUGACCUCCACUCCAGGCCUCUCGUAGUCAUUGUGAAAGGAAAGGGACUGACUCGCCUCCUCCUCCUCCUCCUCCUCCUCCUCCUCCUCCUCCUCCUCUUCCUCCUCCUCUUCCUCCUGUCACACCUGCCUUACCAACCUUGAUUCAUCUCUUUACCUGAGUGCCGUGAAAUAUUUAAAGGUGAUUCACUUUACUUUUGACUCUGCAGCGGACUUUCUCUUUUCUUAGUUCUUGGGAGAAACUCGCUGAAUUAGACACAUCCUGUACACUCCCAGAUCCCUCAACGGUUCUUCCUGACGCUCGCCUUUCGUUCCCGCCUCCCCCUCCCUCGCCGCACCCCGAUCCUGGCUGCUGGCGGCUGGACGCUCUAACUUGGCGGGGAAGGGAACGAGGUGGCGGGGCGGGGCGGGGCGGGGCAAGCACUCUGUCUUUGGUAGUUCACGUGAAUUAUUUGUACAAAGACGAGCAAUGCCACAAGACUCGUUUGAGGUUAAAAAAUGAGCUAUUAAAUGCACUCUUCUCCCUUUAACCACUUCCCUUCCCCCAUUCCCCAUUCUGCCUUUCCUCCUCCCCCUUUCCCUUCCCCUCUCGGUAACCCGUGGAGCCGCUUCGCAUUAAGUGCCAUAAACUUAAAGGGUCGUUUUGGGGUUCCUUUCCCCUUUUUUUAAGGAAGACUCGGGGGUGGUGGGGCGAACCUAGAAGAGACCUUUUUUUUCUAUACCUUUCUUCGUAGGGAGUCCUUUAGAGGCUUUAAAUGCUCUCUGGAAAGCGUGAGGGCGUGAUGGAGGAGAGAAAGGAGUCCUGCGUUGUCUCUUCCUUCCCUGACGUGUGGUGGCGAGGAAGGAGAGGAAGGAAGAAUAACGGGAAGUCGAAGAUAAUAUUUGCCGUCGAUCAUUUGGCGGUCCGUUUUCUCCUCUUAAUGUAGUCGCCCCUUUGACCUCCCGUUUUCUAUUCCCCGCGAGCUAUUUAUGUGUUGAUCUUAGUUGAUUUACUACCCUCGGGCUUUUGUCGUCGUGUUUUCUUUCUUGUUUUAUAUGUGUUCCUGUGGCUGUGUGUGUGUGUGUGUGUGUGUGUGUGUGUGUGUCGUCCAGUCAUCGUCGGGUAGUGUGGUUAAGGUGUUGUGUAAACCUCAUUGUCUCUCGUCUGUCCCGUCACGUCCUAUCGUCACAUCUCCCCCGUCCCGUCCCGUCCCCCCGUCAGUUCUGUCCACAAGUGUUAAUCUGGUUCUUCAUCAAUGCAUCAGACACUGCAGUAAUGUAAACAAUCAAGUCACCAAUAAAUAUGCAACAAGACACACCACUAAUGAACCUUGGAAUGUUGCGGUAAAUGUUGUGUUGCUUCAUUGUAAUUUCCAGAGCAGCACUUGGAUUCGAAAGUCAUAAAUGAUCAGCUGAUUCAUGUCAUUGUGUUGCAAGGAGUAUGGGUGUUUCUGUGAGCGUCCUCAGAGGCACGCAACUCAAUGAGAGACGGUCUAGCUGUAUGUAGGUCCUCCACACACACACACACACAUACACACGCACACACACACACACAUCCUAUUCCUAUCCUUCGAAUUCUGUAUCCUCCCUCUUGACCAGUGGUUCCCAAACUAUUUUGCAUGACUUUCCGUCUUUUGCUUCAAACAAUCGCACGCCACCUCACCCCUCACCGACUUUACUGUUUGCUUUAAUGUAAUAAAAUUUUACAGUUCAUAAUUAUCACUAUGAUAAAAAAAAAAGAGGUUCGUUUGCGUUAAAACAAAUGAAACAAAUAAUAAAGGGACGAGAGAUUUUAAUCAACAUUUGCUUUUCGGAGUAAUUUCAAUGAUUUUUGGCCAGAUGGUUUCACGUUCCCAGUGUAUCCUCUUCACCCCGCCUUGGACUCCCCCCCCUUUCCCCCAAAGUUUGUGAGCCACUGUUCUAGACCAGGAAUUGUCCAAGUAUCAGCUUUUCAUGCACAUUCCUAUUUCCUCUCCACCUCACAACAUGCCAUCAGGAGACAAGUGUCCUAAUAACCUCGUGAAGGCUGCUGGCAUCCCUACGGCCACAGGGACUCGUGCAGGAGCUGGACCGUAGACCCACCGAGUUCCCUCCUGGUCCUGCCCUCCAGCAACACUCCCCAGUCCAGUGUUGCAAGUGGCUGCAGGAUUCAGUGUUGUGUUGAGGGGAUGACUGCUCUGCGUUGCUCUAGACCUCAUGUGAUCUGUGUUGUGCGAGAUGCAUUUAGUGUUUCUAUUAUAAAAUCUAGAUGACUAUUUUUGUAAGAUAAACAGAGAUUCCAGAAUUCAAUAGUAUUAUAUUGAAGUGUAAAUCCUUGUACAUACAAUCUCCUUUAUAAUAUAAAUAAUAUAAUAUAAUACGGUUGCUCCUG
Messenger RNA from Scylla paramamosain (green mud crab), 5850 nucleotides. RefSeq names its product Krueppel-like factor 12. NCBI's taxonomy places the organism in Eukaryota, Metazoa, Arthropoda, Malacostraca, Decapoda, Portunidae. Bases 276 to 1895 code for a protein of 539 amino acids. Gene Ontology annotation, molecular function: RNA polymerase II cis-regulatory region sequence-specific DNA binding; DNA-binding transcription factor activity, RNA polymerase II-specific. The record is from RefSeq and is a predicted model, not a curated record. The transcript is spliced from 7 exons. Gene Ontology annotation, biological process: regulation of transcription by RNA polymerase II.